CACACACCUUUGUUCUUUCUCUCGGCAGAUAUGAGCCGCAGGAUGGGGUGCACGGCGCUGGUAGGCAUCGGGCAGCAGAUGCUGCGGCGGAAGGUGGUGGACUGCAGCUGGGAGGAGAGCCGGCUGUCCCGCUGCCUCAACACGUUUGACCUGGUGGCGCUGGGGGUGGGCAGCACGCUGGGGGCCGGCGUCUAUGUGCUGGCCGGGGCCGUGGCCCGGGAGGACGCGGGGCCCGCCAUCGUCGUCUCCUUCCUGGUGGCCGCGCUGGCCUCCGUGCUGGCCGGCCUCUGCUACGGCGAGUUUGGCGCUCGGGUCCCCAAGACGGGCUCGGCCUACCUCUACAGCUACGUCACCGUGGGCGAGCUCUGGGCCUUCAUCACCGGCUGGAACCUCAUCCUCUCCUACAUCAUCGGUACUUCGAGCGUAGCCAGAGCCUGGAGCGCAACGUUUGACGAGCUGAUUGGCAAGCCAAUCGGGGAGUUCUCGCGGACGCACAUGGCCCUGAAUGCGCCCGGGGUGCUGGCCGAAAACCCGGACAUAUUUGCCGUGAUCAUAAUUCUCAUCUUAACAGGACUUUUAACUCUGGGCGUGAAAGAGUCAGCCAUGGUCAACAAAGUAUUCACGUGUAUCAACGUUCUGGUCCUGGGCUUCAUCAUGGUGUCGGGAUUUGUGAAAGGAUCGAUUAAAAACUGGCAGCUCACGGAGGAGGAUUUCCAGAACACAUCUGAGCGCCUCUGCCUGAACAAUGACACGGAGGAGGGGAAGCCUGGUGUUGGGGGGUUCAUGCCCUUCGGGUUCUCCGGUGUCCUGUCGGGGGCAGCCACCUGCUUCUACGCGUUCGUGGGCUUCGACUGCAUCGCCACCACAGGGGAGGAGGUCAAGAACCCCCAGAAGGCCAUCCCCGUGGGCAUCGUCGCGUCCCUCCUGAUCUGCUUCGUCGCCUACUUCGGGGUGUCGGCCGCCCUCACACUCAUGAUGCCGUACUUCUGCCUGGGCAAGGACAGCCCCCUGCCAGACGCCUUCAAGCAGGUGGGCUGGGAGGGCGCCAAGUACGCAGUGGCCAUCGGCUCCCUCUGUGCCCUUUCCACCAGCCUUUUAGGGUCCAUGUUUCCCAUGCCUCGAGUGAUCUAUGCCAUGGCUGAAGAUGGGCUGCUGUUUAAAUUUUUGGCCCAGAUCAACAGUAGGACCAAAACACCAGUAAUCGCCACGUUAACCUCAGGUGCCAUUGCUGGUGUGAUGGCCUUCCUCUUCGACCUGAAGGACUUGGUGGACCUCAUGUCCAUUGGCACUCUGCUGGCCUACUCUUUGGUGGCUGCCUGUGUGCUGGUCUUACGGUAUCAACCAGAGCAGCCUAACAUGGUAUACCAGAUGGCCAGGACUAGCGACGAGCUGGAUCCCGUCGACCAGAACGAGCUGGUGAGCACCAGCGAUUCCCAGACGGGCUUUUUACCAGAAGCAGAAAAGUUUUCUCUGAAAACCAUACUCUCACCCAAAAAUACAGAGCCUUCCAGAUUCUCUGGGCUAAUUGUGAACGUCUCAACCAGCCUCAUAGCCCUGCUGGUCAUCACCUUCUGCAUGGUGGCUGUGCUGGGCAAGGGGGCCCUGGUAAAUGGGGAGUUGUGGGCAGUCUUCGCGCUCAUGGCCUCCGCCUUCCUCUGCUGCAUGGUCACAGCCAUCAUCUGGCGGCAGCCCGAGAGCAAGACCAAGCUCUCGUUCAAGGUGCCCUUCUUGCCGGUCCUUCCCGUCCUGAGCAUCUUUGUGAACGUCUAUCUCAUGAUGCAGUUGGACCAAGGCACAUGGAUCCGGUUUGCAGUGUGGAUGCUGAUAGGCUUCUUCAUCUACUUUGGCUAUGGUCUCUGGCACAGCGAGGAGGCGUCCCUGGCCGCCGACCCAGCACAGACUCCUGACGGUCACGUGGGCCACUGCAAGUGACGCACGGCCCUGUCCCCAAGGCCCCGGCAGCACCUCGCUCCCCCCACGCGUGCACGGGACCCGCCCGCACCCACGGCGCGCGGGGCUGCGACGGGGCGGCCCACGGCCCGCGUGUCCUGCUCGGGCCGGCUCGCUGGGCCCGUCACCUGGCAGCUCCCAGCUGGGGCCACGGGGCCGAGGCUGCCCACCUGCCUCUGAGCCUCUCUCCGAGCGAGACAGCAGCCCUUCUCCUCGCCGGCCGGGCGCCCCUGCUGCUGCGGCCUUGGGCAGAAUGGAGGUCACCUGAGCACCUGAGCCGUCCGGCCUCCCUUCCAGGGACUGUUCUGGACACUCCAGUCCCCGCCUCCCCGCCCAGCCCCGAACAGCCGCCCCAGAUGCCAGCCGAGCACCACGACACGGUCUGUCCCCGGCUGUGCCGCCCCGAGCCUGCGGACUGCGGUUUAGUUUCCUUGGGAAGGAAAACGAGACGGUCUCCUUCCCCUGUUUCUGCCCUCUGAGCUGCCUCCAGAGGUC
This is a messenger RNA of Kogia breviceps (pygmy sperm whale), 2445 nucleotides long. It is a transcript of the gene SLC7A1, whose product is annotated as solute carrier family 7 member 1. Gene Ontology annotation, cellular component: plasma membrane. The record is from RefSeq and is a predicted model, not a curated record. Gene Ontology annotation, biological process: L-arginine import across plasma membrane; L-ornithine transmembrane transport. Gene Ontology annotation, molecular function: L-lysine transmembrane transporter activity; L-arginine transmembrane transporter activity; L-ornithine transmembrane transporter activity. Lineage: Eukaryota; Metazoa; Chordata; Mammalia; Artiodactyla; Physeteridae.